Molecule: messenger RNA, 2759 nt
Organism: Trifolium pratense (red clover)
Lineage: Eukaryota; Viridiplantae; Streptophyta; Magnoliopsida; Fabales; Fabaceae
Product: dihydrofolate synthetase
Exons: 11
Coding region: 209-1849 (546 amino acids)
Biological process (GO): tetrahydrofolylpolyglutamate biosynthetic process
Cellular component (GO): mitochondrion; cytosol; cytoplasm
Molecular function (GO): ATP binding; tetrahydrofolylpolyglutamate synthase activity
Source: RefSeq, a predicted model, not a curated record
AAAACGAAAUUCAAGAUCACCACAGCACCAAAAAAUGAAUGUCAUCGGCGACUUGCCAUCACUCAAGAGUUCACCGGCAAAGUGUGAAUGAGCAGUGCCUCCACAGAAUCCAUGCUUUCACCUCAUCUUUUUUUGUUAUGACCAAGUAAAAGCUCAUCACUUCAAUUUCUGCACGCUCACUGUGCUUGCGGUUCGUGUUUCAAACAUCAUGCUUCUACAUUUCAAAUCAUUUCUGUUGUCAUCGUCACGAAGAGGAAUCACAAGGAAAGUUUGUUCUGUACGAACCAUGUGUUCGUACCGAGAGGAUCUAGAAAUGAAAGAUUUACUUGACUACAUUGAUUCGUUGAAAAAUUACGAGAAAUCAGGGGUUCCCACAGGGGCAGGCACUGAUUCUCACGACGGGUUUGAUCUUGGUAGAAUGAGACGCCUAAUGGAUCGAUUUGGGAAUCCUCAUUCCAAAUUUAAGGCUGUUCAUAUUGCUGGGACAAAGGGAAAAGGAUCAACAGCUGCUUUUAUAUCUAAUAUUCUGAGGACUGAAGGUUAUUCUGUUGGUUGUUAUACUAGUCCACAUAUCCAGACUAUCAGGGAACGCAUUCUGCUAGGAAGAUCAGGUGAUCCUGUUUCGGCGAAAUUGCUGAACAGUCUCUUUCAUAGGAUCAAGCAGGAUCUUGACCAAGCAGUGAAAGCAGAAAAUGGUUGCAUAAGCCAUUUUGAGGUUUUCACCGCCAUGGCAUUCAUCUUGUUUGCUGAUGAGAAAGUUGACAUUGCGGUUAUUGAGGCUGGGUUAGGAGGUGCACGGGAUGCAACAAAUAUUAUAUCAAGCUCUGGACUUGCUGCAGCAGUCAUAACCACUGUAGGUGAGGAGCAUUUGGCAGCUCUUGGGGGUUCGUUGGAAACUAUUGCAACGGCAAAGGCUGGAAUCAUAAAACAAGGUUGCCCAUUGGUGUUGGGUGGACCGUUUCUACCUCAUAUUGAGCACAUUAUUCGAGACAAAGCAGUUAACAUGGACUCCCCUGUGGUGUCGGCAUAUGACUCUGGCAAUAACUUAGCUGUGAAAAGUUUCAGCAUACUAAAUGGCAAGCCUUGCCAAACAUGUGAUAUAGAAAUACAAACUGUCAAGGACUUGAGACUGUCCUGUAAGUUACAUGAUUUGAAGCUGCAAAUGCCUGGUGCUCACCAACUUCAAAAUGCAGCAACUGCAACUUGUGUGGCACUCUGUCUUCGUAAUCUAGGAUGGAGAAUUUCUGAUGAUUCUAUUAGGCGUGGUUUAGAGCGUACAUACCUCCUUGGAAGGAGUCAACUUCUAACAUCUGACGAAGCCAAGGUCUUAGGGCUUACUGGAGCAACAAUACUGCUUGAUGGAGCCCACACCAAAGAAUCUGCCAAAGCACUGAUGAAUACAAUAAGGAUGGCAUUUCCCAAGGCUCGAUUAGCUUUUGUUGUUGCAAUGGCGUGUGACAAAGACCAUGCAGGUUUUGCUAGAGAGAUCCUCUCAGGUUCAUAUGUUGAGACUGUUAUUUUGACCGAAGCUGCUAUUGCUGGAGCUGUAACUCGAACAACACCAGCUUCUUUGUUGAGAGAUUCUUGGAUUAAAGCUUCUGAAGAACUUGGCAUUAACAUUUGUCAUGAGGGAAUGACAGAAUACAGAGAAUUAUUUAAGGAACAGCCGGCAAGCUCUGAAAGCAAUUUGAACGAUGGUAAGACCAUAUUGGCAACUGAGUCUUCUUUAAAGGGUUGCUUGAGAAUUGCAAAUGAGAUUCUAAACAGAAGAAGGGACGAAAAAGGUGUUAUCGUUAUCACUGGAUCACUGCAUAUUGUAUCCUCAGUCUUAGCUUCUCUUGGUGAUUAAUGAUUUUUUUCAUAAAGAAGCUAAUUCCUUGCAAUAGAAAACCAAACCAAACCAAAUUUUGUAGUAAUUUUCAAGAGCUACUUGUGUGACACCUCCUUGCUCUUCCCCUCUGGCAACUUCCCUUACCCCUUCAGUCCACCACCCUACACCUUUCUCCAUAGAGCCCACCACCCUAUACACCAUCGUCGUUGCUUCUGGACCAUGUGUUAUUAAAAUAUUUUCUUUCAGUUUUAUAGUUUCUGCAAAUUAACAGUCAAACGUUUAAUUAUUUGAUUUAUAUUUUAAAAUUAGUUUUUGGAGAUGUAAUUUUUAUUUAAUUUGAUGUUCGUACCAGAAACAGAGAAACUGGUUUCCUAGUGUUAAGUAAACAACAGAUUUUAGAAACUAAUCUGCAAACCUGCAUAUUUGUGCAAGAGUUUACUGAUGAUACACUAUCAGUAAUAGAAGGUCUCUAUUUCUGUCACACAAAAAAUAGGUCUCUCUUUCUGACAUACCGUCAAUUUUAAAACGCAGUUAUCAGAUUAGAGUGGAGUGAUGAGACAAACAAUCGAUUAUUUUAUUUGAUCCCGGUGUAAUUAGUUUACACUAACAACACAUUCUUUAGAUCAUUUGUACAAGUCCAAAACUAAUAUGUAGAUGUACAUAUUCUAUAGAAGUAUUUGUGACAGUGAAAAAGGAAAGAAGGAUAUUAUUAUCUAUGAAACAAAGGGACUGUAUGUUAUUUUGAAACAUUAAAUUAUAUGGUUAAAUGUGGGGAUAAUACAAAAGCAGAAAACAUCAAUUAUGAAGAAAGCAUGUAGUCACUAUCAUGAAAAACAAAUCCAAUUCAAAUUUUGGCUUUGUAUGAAGUACAUGCAACGAAAAAUACCAUCAAUAUUCAAUAGCAUUCAACGUUAAUGUUGUGCUAAAA